AUGUUUUCUAACAUCUCUCUGGCCAACGUGAUCCGUCAGCUGAGCAGCCUGAGUAAAUAUGCGGAGGAUUUGUUCGGCGAGCUCUUUAAUGAAGCUCAUUCUUUCUCAUUUCGAGUGAAUUCGCUUCAGGAGAGAGUCGACCGCCUGUCAAUCAGCGUCACUCAACUCGACCCCAAAGAGGAGGAGUUGUCUCUUCAGGACAUCACCAUGAGGAAGGCCUUCCGCAGCUCCACCAUCCAGGACCAGCAGCUGUUUGAGCGUCAGUCUCUUCCCGUCCCCAUGCAGGAGACAUACGAGCUGUGCGAACAACCUCCGCCGCUGAACAUCCUCACACCCUACAGGGAUGAUGGGAAGGAAGGGCUGAAGUUCUACACCAACCCGUCGUACUUCUUCGAUCUGUGGAGAGAGAAGAUGCUGCAGGACACAGAAGACAAGAGGAAAGAGAGGCGGAAACAGAAGUUGCAGGAUCCCCACAUGUAUGAUCAGGUCUAUAAAUAUCUAGACCUUCCAGUGCAGCAGAAGAACAUGGACCGUCCUCACGAUCUGGAGAAGAUCCCGCGAGCGCCUCACGACCGCAGGAAGGAUUGGCAGAAGAUGGCUCUGGGAGCGGAGCUCGCCGAAGACGAGGACAAACACAGAGACGCCAACGGAUCGGCAGCCUACCACGAGCACAGGCAGAUGUACAUUGAUAAUCUGGACGGGCCGUUCUCUCUGGCCGCGCUGCCGUAUUCUCAGAUGAACGAACUCCUGAACCGUACGGGAGAGAGAAACUACGGCCGCCCGCAUGAGCCACCACCACCACCACCAACCUACCCCCCCGACACCAAACCAGCCUCCGUUAUCAGCUCCAGCUCAGGUUUCUCGGACAGCAUCAUGCAUUCUCCGGCUCGCACGCCUGUCUUCCUCAACUCCAAUGCCCCGCCCCCGGCACCUCCCCCUUUACCACCGCCCCCUCCCCCUCUGCCAGCCAGCCUAUCAGGUUCAAGAAUCCUUCACUCCUCCCCCGCCCGCGGACAGCUGGGCAAGACUCCGCCCACAGCCGGAGAUGGAAUGGUUUUGCCGCCGCCUCCCCCUCCUCCUCCUCUGCCCCUCCCAGGAAACAGAAGCUCCUCCCCCUGCUCAUCCUCAGGCCCGCCCACCAUGCCUUCCUUCCCAUCAGGAGCCGUUUCGUCGCCGCCCACUCACUCGGGUCACGAGGUCAAGAGGUAUCCAUCCAACCUUCCACCAAUCAGCAACGCCCGCAGCGUUCUAUUGGAGGCCAUCCGUAAAGGGAUCCAGCUGAGGAAGGUGGAGGAGCAGCGGGAACAAGAGGCCAAACACGAGCGCGUGGGGAACGACGUGGCCACAAUCCUGUCGCGCCGCAUCGCGGUGGAGUACAGCGACUCCGAAGACGAGGACGAGUUCGACGAGGUCGACUGGAUGGAAUGAGAGAAAGACGAACGUCACGGGAUCAAGAGUUUCAUGAAAUCUCAGCUAACCUUCUUCCCAAUAACAGUUUUCCCACAAACACUCUCCGAUCAGUCGCAGUCUAAUUCAGGAAACAUCAGGACUGCAGACGACUGUAUUCCAUGUUCCCAGAAUGCUUUGCUUUAAUGUUUUUUAACCACUUGUUGUGCAAUUGAUGAAUGAAAAUAACCAUGUUGGGGUUUUUUUAUCUGUCAGAUUUCUUUCAUUUGAAUUCGUCCGUCUUUUAUUCUUAAUAGGAACAACAAAAGCGGUUGGUUUGUUGUUAUAGUUCAGCGCGAGAGACGACAGCGGCCUCUUCUGGUCACGACAGGAACGUCUCAAUGUGUCAGAAUGUGACGGAUGAUUAUUAUACUUUCUAUAUCAUCUAAACCGUUCUUCCAUUUCAGAGAUGUGAUGUUUGAUGUCAUUUUGUGCUUGUGAUGGACAAAGUCAAAGGAAAAAAAUGAAGGAACGUUUUUAUUAACUUGUCAAGACGACUUAAAAUACACGAGUGAAUCUCUUGUCCAGGUUAUAUUUCACCUCACAAUGAAAAAUGUAAAAAAUUUAAUAAAAAAUGUUAA
Molecule: messenger RNA, 2027 nt
Organism: Sinocyclocheilus anshuiensis
Lineage: Eukaryota; Metazoa; Chordata; Actinopteri; Cypriniformes; Cyprinidae
Product: wiskott-Aldrich syndrome protein family member 1-like
Exons: 10
Coding region: 1-1428 (475 amino acids)
Biological process (GO): positive regulation of Arp2/3 complex-mediated actin nucleation; actin cytoskeleton organization
Cellular component (GO): cytoskeleton; SCAR complex
Molecular function (GO): protein kinase A regulatory subunit binding; Arp2/3 complex binding; actin binding
Source: RefSeq, a predicted model, not a curated record